UCAUGUCUUAAAAUCGAUUUAAAACCAUAAAUUAUUAAUUGAACACCGUAGCAGAACAUAUUUUUUUCGUAACUGAAGUGGAAUAACUGUUUUAUUGAGUCUUAAUAGUCGUGAAAUCUCAUUGAAAAGACGGGUAACUCAUUUGACCAUGUAAAAGCCACAAAGAAGGUUAACUAUUAAUGGCCUUGGAAUAUUAAACAUUAUUUAUUAAAUAAGACGAGUGGAUCAAAAUAGCAAGCCUAUUUCUAUUAUACUGGAUACAAUUUAAACAAGAUUUUUCUUAUCUGUUUACACCUUACAAAUAAUAGAUAAAAAGUGAGGUUAUAAAACGGGGUUAUCAAUAGGUCAAAUUCUAUUUUAUGGUGUAAACAGGUGUAAAAUGUGUAUAUUGUUCGUUUAUGUCAACCCUAGCCCCAAAGAAGGGGAGUACAGGGUAAUUGUUGCAAAUAAUAGGGAUGAAUACUAUCACAGGCCAGCGUUGGAUGCUCAGUGGUGCGAAGGACAUAUUUUAGGAGGCAAGGAUAUGGAGCCCGGCAGGGAGGGGGGUAUGUGGUUUGGCUUCGCCAUCAAAGAUUUGGAGAACGGCAAAGGUAAAAAGUACUGCAUUGCAGCACUAUUAAACGUAACGGGAGAGAAAAUUGAACAUGGCGAUGGUAGAGGAAGGAUUGUCAAGGAUUACCUGACAACGAAUCUUAGCUUCGAUCAGUAUGUUAAAACUUUAGAAGAAGUCAAUUUCAGUGGGUUUAACUUUGUUGGAAUAGAAAUAAGUAAAGAUGACUGUCAAGUUUAUCACUACAGUAACACUCCAAAAAUAUUCUCUGUUUACUCGGGAAAGGAAACUUUAGGGUUUGGGAAUAGCCCCACUUAUACUCCUCUGACUAAAGUGACCAAAGGCAGAUAUCAGUUUGAAGAAAUCAUAAGUAGAGGUUUAAACAAUGAAGAAUUGGUGGAAGAGCUGUUAAAAUUACUGAAAAAUGAAACAAAACAUUUGCCCGAUGAGGAAUUAGAAAAAAGGAAUCCAGCAGCAUAUUCCCUGUUAAGUUCAAUAUUUGUGAAAAUUAAGGAUCCGGGAUAUGGCACCAGGGCACAUAGUAUCCUUUUAAUAGACUAUAAUUGGAAUUUCCAGUUUAUAGAACAUGCUCUAAAGCAGCCGAUAGAUAUUGAAAACCCCGAGUGGAAUAUAAACAAGAUCCAAUCGAGACUGUAAAUUAGUAUUUUUAAAUCUGUUAUAUGUAUUUUGUUGAUUUAUUAUUUUAUUAUUUAUGUAGUUUUAGUGAAAUAAGAGUACCAUUUAUAAAUCUUGCAAAACUA
This is a messenger RNA of Anoplophora glabripennis (Asian longhorned beetle), 1311 nucleotides long. RefSeq names its product transport and Golgi organization protein 2 (gene Tango2). The record is from RefSeq and is a predicted model, not a curated record. Lineage: Eukaryota; Metazoa; Arthropoda; Insecta; Coleoptera; Cerambycidae. Bases 380 to 1207 code for a protein of 275 amino acids. Gene Ontology annotation, cellular component: Golgi apparatus. The transcript is spliced from 5 exons. Gene Ontology annotation, biological process: Golgi organization; protein secretion.